Protopterus annectens (West African lungfish) is the source of this 2429-nucleotide messenger RNA. It is a transcript of the gene MCIDAS, whose product is annotated as multiciliate differentiation and DNA synthesis associated cell cycle protein. The coding region runs from base 808 to 1734 and encodes 308 amino acids. Gene Ontology annotation, biological process: negative regulation of DNA replication; negative regulation of cell cycle. Gene Ontology annotation, cellular component: nucleus. Lineage: Eukaryota; Metazoa; Chordata; Ceratodontiformes; Protopteridae. The transcript has 5 exons. The record is from RefSeq and is a predicted model, not a curated record.
UCAGAAAAUGCAUAGUAACCUUUUAUUCUAACAACAACGUUCUAAGUUUAUAAGAGCAACAUUUAAACUUUGUCCCUAUUUUGAAAUAUCUGUCUCCCCCCAUUAUUUUUGGCUUUGUCCAGAUUUUUUUACUAAGAGGGUGAGAACUAUGAUUGCCCCAUGUGUGGGAAGAAGUGAGUACCAGUAUGUAAGCGUUUAACUUCUGCAGUCCAACCCAGCACUUCAGGUUUUGUAUGUCAAGCGGCUAUACGCCACCUUGUACUUACUUACUGAAUUAUUUUUCUUAAGAAUGUUGUUUCCAUUCAUGUUAGCAGCUACUAGGCUUGUGACCCCGCCCAUCCCAGUGAAAAGCAGCGGCAGCUCAGUUUAUUUACUAAGGCUGGAACCCGCACUGUGAAGGAAUGUAUCUUCUGGAUUAUACUGGUUGGCUGUUUGCCUCGUGCUAUUAGCCAAUUGGAGUGCACUCGAGAAGCUAUAGCUCUAGCGCCCGAGGAGUUGAGCCUGUGCCGCGUGUGCCACUCAGACUUCAGUGUUCUAAAGUUGAUAAAAGAAACACGAGGUCGUAGCAACACACGCUCUCCGUCUGCCAAGAUUUGGAGUUGGGUUAUGAGCAAGUCAGAAGAUACGUCUGUUCCACCAGUAUUUAUAUUUUCUCAACAGAUGUUCUAUAGGAGAAAGUGAUUUCUUUCAUUACAUUCAGCUUCUUCAGACUUAUAUAUGCAUAGGUUUAUUACGUCCUGUCACAACUGUAGCCUUUCUAGAAAAUCUGCUUCCUUUGAGAAACUAGUUUGAGUGGUUAAGUCUGAAAUGGCAGUUGAAGCCUGUUACAUGCAAUAUCCUUCGUGGGGAUACGAUUAUCAGAACCACCGAUUGCAAGAUGCAGCCGAAUUUAGUCUUCAAGAUUUUAGAGAUGCAGUUGAUAAUUUCAUUUCAGAUCCCUCAUCCUUGAUCCAUUCUGAACUUGGAGCAGUAGACCUUCCUCACUGUGCUGUAUCUGACUUUGAUGCCUGCCUUGCAUCUUCAAUCCAUAGUCUAGAUGGACAUAUUUUGCAAAUGAAUAUCCCACCAGUCCCACCUCCAGAGCAGUACUGGAAAGAUGUGGCUGACCAGAACCAUAAGGCACUAGGAGAUGCGUUAGAAGAAAAUACUCAGCUGCAUGUUACACUGACCAGGAAACAAGAAGAGAUUGCUUCCCUGAAGGAAAGAAAUAUUCAGCUGAAGGAACUUGCAGGGCAGGCAAAACAUUUGGCUUCAGUACUUGAUAAGCUGAUGAAACAGCAGGCAAAGGGCAAUAGUGAUGUUGCUUCAGAACCUUUUCCUCUGAGAGGUGCUGGGAAAAGAAAAAGGCUGGAAGACGUAUAUGAAAAUGAGCAGGAAUGCAAAGAAGUGGAUGCAGUUUUGAGAGAGAUCUCUGAGAGAUGCAAUGCAGCUUUACAGCCAUUGGACAAUAUAAACUUUAAGUGCCCUAAACUACAUUCAGAGAUGGAGCUCUCUAGUGAGUGUGUUGAAGGCCAAGAGAAGAUUCGCAUGUAUGGCUCCUUUAAUGGAAUACAAACUCGCACAGUAUGCAGUUCCCUUAGUCUAAAUGACAGUGAGAUGGAUGAGGAAGACAUGGUCUUCAGAACUUCCAUUAGGGAACAUUGCACUAUUCGAACUUUGGCAUUUCCUCAGGGUAAUGCAUUUACCACCAGGACACCUGGUGGGGGCUACAAAUUCCGAUGGGUUCCCAACUAGGCACAUGGAUCAGCUAACUACACUGACCGGUUGAACCAUGCAUACAGCUGGAUUCUUAUCAUGCAUGUUUGCACUGCCUGCAUUUCGCAGACUCUUUUUUUUUUUUUUUGUAAUGUAGCUCUUAGUAUUUUACCUCAUAAAUCAGGGGCAGCAGUUAAAGUCAGGAACAAAUGCCAAAAUUAGAAAGAAGCUCUUAAAUGCAAGGUAAUGACCAUUAAGUCAUUGCAGUGCAGAAUGUAGUUUGAAAAUAUGUAAAAAAAAAAAAAACUUACAACUUCUAACAUUAUAUGAUUUGGCUCAUAAAAAUCAGAGUCAGUCAUAUCUUCUUCUGAAGGAACAUUUCCUUUUUCAAGUACCUGACAGUGUAGAAACUGACACUACAACUUGAAGGUAGGAGCUGAGUAUUUCAUACAUGAAAGAGAAUCCCAGCUCAGGUCAGUUAUACUCAGACAGGUGGCAGCUGUAUUUAUUAUUUUUAAGUUAUUGUGUAUAUGAUUUUAUAUUUUGACAGAUAUUUAAUAUUGUACAUUCUCCAUUGAAUGAAUCCUAAGGUGCAUAAUAUAUACAGUAUUCUGAAUGAUGUCACACUAUAUGCAUGUCUGGCCUUGCUAAUUUCACUUGAAUUUGUAAUCACACAGGAUGAUCUAACCAGACGUGUUGUAAAGGGAUUGAUUAAUUUUUAAUUGAAUGUAAUA